CUGGUAAGGAUGUUGCUAGCAGCCAGUGUAGAUGCACAGCCUUUUCACAACAAUAACAUCAACCAAAUUUGCAUUUCCAUAUACUUGAUUUGAGGAUUAUACAUUCCUGACGCCGUCGGAAACCAGGUUUUGGGACGCAAUACGUCGAGCUUUCUUCUGCAUUUUUUGGCUACGUUUUGAUUUGACAAUGGGAGCGGAGGGCUUUGCAGAUUUACAGCGCUCCUUUUUGCAGGAGCAGAAACAAGAAUCAUGGCUGGCCAGCUAGGCCGCAGAUGGAUUUUGUAGCGAAGAACAGCAGUCUUCUGAUAGAAAAUUUUGUAUGUUUUCGUGACACUUGCACAUAAAAAGUGGUGCUAAGGAGUCUGCAUUUUAACUACAUAGUUAUCCUUCAUUUUGUUCCCUUUUUUAUGGCCGAUCACAGCAGCUAGUGAGCCCGCUAGCUUCACAACCUUGACUGGUUGACGUUUGGCUUCGUAGCUAGCUCCUUUGGCCAGCUAACGAUAGCUAACAGCUCUUUAGCAGACAACCGCUGGCAGAAAACAUUCGGGAAGUUAUUUCUUACGAUAUAUUGCGGUUCGUGUGUGCGCUGAGGCACUUGGGUCGCAAAUUACUUUUGCAGCGUCUGCUUCUGGAUGAAUGUGGGACAAAAUGGAGACCCCGACGAUUGUGUACGAUUUGGAUACCUCUGGGGGCUUAAUGGAGCAAAUCCAAACACUGCUGGCGCCGCCGAAGUCGGAGGAGGUAGAGAAACGGAGUCGGAAACUGGUGAGGGACGUCCGGAGGAGCGGCAGGGCAACUAACCACGACACCUGCGAUAGUUGCCGGGAGGGGGGAGACUUGCUGUGCUGUGACCACUGUCCCGCAGCCUUCCACCUCCAGUGUUGCAAUCCACCUCUGAGUGAAGAAAUGCUUCCCCCAGGGGAAUGGAUGUGUCAUCGCUGCAACGUUCGAAAAAAGAAGCGAGAGCAGAAGUCUGAACAGACCAACGGCCUGCCAGAGAAAUCCUCCUCCAAGCGCUCUGCUUCCCCGGCUGUAGAGCUAGAGCUCAACGCCGGCCCGCUGCGGCUCGACGGUCUGCCUCCGGGGGCCGGAGCUGCAGGGCCUGGUCUGCGAGUGGCCCAGGUACGACUCUUGGACCGCAGAACCAGCAGCAGGCCAAGCAGCCGGCCUGGGACUCCAAACUCCAACACUUCAUCCACCCCUACUCCAUCAGAGGAGCAGAAUGAAGGCGAGGAGGAGGCAGCAGAGCCCGAGGAUGAAGUUCAGGGUGCAGAGCUUGAGAGUUCUACACUUUCGGGUCCGACGCCUCGCCUCCUCAAGAGGCCCUUUCAGCUCCUAAUAGCAGCCGCUAUGGAGAGGAACCCCACUCAAUUUCAGCUGCCGAGUGAGCUUACCUGCACCACUGCACUACCAGGCAGCAGUAAACGGAGGAAAAAAGAAGAGUUGCUUGGAAAGCCCUUCAGGAGACCUCAGCAUGAACUGGAUCCUAAUGGUCUAGUCCCUCUGCCAGUCAAAGUCUGCUUUUCAUGCAACAGGAGUUGCAGGUUGGCUCCACUGAUCCAGUGUGAUUACUGUCCCCUCCUGUUCCACAUGGACUGUCUGGAUCCUCCGCUCACAGCUUUACCUGCCGGCAAAUGGAUGUGUCCAAACCACGUCGAGCACUUAGUACUGAAUCAGAGGAGCCUGAGCUUAUCCAGCCGCUGUCAGCUCUUCGAUCAGUUCCAGGACAGGAUGUCCCAGCAUGCAGUUAAGUUGGACUUCCUGCGUAGAGUUCAUCGGCAGAAUGCCCCCAACCGGCGCACAACACACCAGCGCAACAAGAAAACCAUGAAGGUGCCAGAUGCCAUCAAGUCCCAGUACCAGAAUCCUCCCCCCAUGCUGCGUGCUGCAGGGGUGCGCCAGCUGGAGUUGGUUUGUAGUGGCAUUCCUGACCAUCAGCCUUCAAAGCAUUUCACCACAGAGGCUGAGCAGCAGGAGUGGCUUCAGGAUGUCAUCGCUCUCCAGUGCAGCAUCAUGCGACAUCUGUCCAUCAAACAGAGGACCUCAUCAACAGCAGUGAUGGGACUUCGGGAGUGGGACUUCGAGCACAAAGCAAGUACAAAAUCAAGUGGAACUUCAGAGGACGUGAAAACUCGGGCCUCAUUAGAAAGGACUUCUUCUCCUGACCCAUGCCCGAAACCCUGCGCUAUACCCAGUGACUCCCAGGGGGCCUCUCUUUCCAGGGACAACCCAUCAGAGCUGGGUGUUUGCAAAUGCAAUGUGACACCAUGUCAGAACUGUAGGAAAACUAAUGGACCUCUAGAAUUGGUUCAGCCCCCCAGAGCCAAUGGACCUGUAGACUGUAACAGUACCUCAGAUUCCUGCAGGCAGGCUGAGCUGCAGAACAGACUGAAACCUGGGAUAACACCACCGGACUCAGCUUCUGCCUCUGGGCUGGUGAACCACAUAGGAACAGAAAUGGUUAAGAAGGAACCCGAGAGCACUGUAAAUGCAUGUGCUCAAAAAAACUGCCCUACUGCCCCCACGAUAUGGACCCACAGUGGCCAGCAGAACCACAGGAGCCAGACAGAACUCCAGGAGUGUGUGAGCAGCGAUGAAAAACCCUCCUUCUCCAUCACCAGCAGUUCACUCUCAGACGCACCGUCUAAAGGCAGCCAGGAGCAUGACUCAGUAAAGCUGGGAUCAUCAUCGCCUACUCCAGACAUAAAGGCUGUUCCUGCAGUAAUGGACUCACUGCUGCCCAACACUGCCUCCCCUAUCACCAACCUGUCCAGCUGCAUUAAGGAUGGCAAGGAGGAGGAUGGUGGGAUUGAGCUGGACAAACUGGAUGCAGAGAUGAUCAAGCUCCUGGCCUAUCAGAGGAUCCAGCAGCUCUUCGCUCCCAAAGUGCCCAGUACUCAACCUCCCCCCACCACCAGCAUUACCCCAAAAUCCCCAUCACCCCACCCCAACAGUCAGAAAAAGGUGCAAGCCAGAGCUGUCUUUUACCCUCUGACAGGAAAAGGAGGAGCUGUCAGCAUGUGCUACAGGACGUUACACAUAGGAUCAGGUGCUGACAUGGAUGUGUGCCUUACAAACUACGGUCACUGCAACUACAUAUCGGGGAAACAUGCCUGUAUUUUUUAUGAUGAGAAUACCAAGCAUUAUGAGCUGCUUAACUACAGCGAGCAUGGCACCACAGUGGAUAACGUCCUGUAUUCGUGCGAUUUCUCCGAGAAGGCCUCACCGUCUCCACCCAGUGGCCUGGUGGCCAAAGUCCAAGGAAUCAUCCGUCGCAGUAAGAAGCGCGAGGAGGAUGAGGGAGCCAGCUCCGUGGUGGGGUUGUUGCCAGUGGGUGGAGUGAUGAGCAGCCAGUGUCAGGGUGGUGCAGAGCCGUCGUGUAGCUGCAAAGCAAGUAGCUCCAGCCUAAUUGGAGGCAGUGGGGCGGGCUGGGAGGGCACAGCCCUGCUCCACCAUGGCAGCUACAUCAAACUGGGCUGCCUCCAGUUUGUCUUCAGCAUCACCGAGUUCGCUAGUAAGCAGCCCAAAGAGGAGGAGGCCACUACACCUGCUGCCAGUUGCACAAGCACCAACACCAGCAGCAGCAGUGUCAUCAGCACAGCCCCCACUGAGACAACCUCCACAGCACCGCCACCCAACACUGCCACAGCGAGCAGCCUUUUUAACCAAGAUGAGACUGACUCUGAGACUGUACCUCCCCACCAAGUGCCCGUACUGCGCUCCAACUCUGUUUCAUAACCUGCACAGGAAGCCCCGCCCUCCCUCCUUUUAUUUUGCACCUUCUGUGUCACAAUGAAGGGAAAGCUGCACAGCUGGUUGGUCAACAGGGAAAAGUUUUUUUUGUGUUUUUUUUUUUUUUUUUUUUCCAUUUUAAUGGUUUAUAUCGUUGCAUGA
Molecule: messenger RNA, 3894 nt
Organism: Archocentrus centrarchus (flier cichlid)
Lineage: Eukaryota; Metazoa; Chordata; Actinopteri; Cichliformes; Cichlidae
Gene: phf12b
Product: PHD finger protein 12b
Exons: 15
Coding region: 637-3738 (1033 amino acids)
Biological process (GO): negative regulation of transcription by RNA polymerase II
Cellular component (GO): Sin3-type complex; nucleus
Molecular function (GO): protein binding; transcription corepressor activity
Source: RefSeq, a predicted model, not a curated record